GGGAACUUGAACUGGUCCAGCCUGUUUAAACCGAAAGGACAGAGAUCCUGUCUGUUCAAUGUAAAAAAAAAAAUAGAAGAAAAAAAUCACAUCAGACCGAGAGAGAGAGAGAGAGAGAGAGAGAGAGAGAGAGAGAGANAGAGAGAGAGAGAGAGAGAGAGAGAGAGAGAGAGAGAGAGAGAAGAGAGAGAGAGAAGAGAGAGAGAAGAGAGAAAUAGAACGAGAGCCCAGAGCAGAGCAAGGUGUAGGAAACCAAAGGGGAGAGAACCCGAGUGUGUGCGUGUGUGUAUGAGUGUGUGUGAGUGUGUGUGUGUGUGCGUGUGUGAGUGUGAGUGUGUGUGUGAGUGUGUGUGAGAGUGUGUGUGCGUGUGUGUGUGUGUGUGUGUGUGUGUGAGAGUGUGUGUGUGUGUGUGCGUGUGCGUGUGUGAGCGCGAGCGAGCGAGUGAGGGAGAGGAGCGAGAGAGUGCGAGCGAGAAAGAAUAAAAGGAAAGAUUUUUCUCUAUGUAUAUAAAGAUGGCCACGUUAGCAAACGGACAGGCUGACAACGCGAGCCUCAGUACCAACGGGCUAGGCAGCAGCCCGGGCAGCGCCGGGCAUAUGAACGGAUUAAGCCACAGCCCGGGGAACCCGUCGACCAUUCCCAUGAAGGACCACGAUGCCAUCAAGCUGUUCAUUGGGCAGAUCCCCCGAAACCUGGAUGAGAAGGACCUCAAGCCCCUCUUCGAGGAGUUCGGCAAGAUCUACGAGCUUACGGUUCUGAAGGACAGGUUCACAGGCAUGCACAAAGGCUGCGCUUUCCUCACCUACUGCGAGCGUGAGUCAGCGCUGAAGGCCCAGAGCGCGCUGCACGAGCAGAAGACCCUGCCCGGGAUGAACCGGCCGAUCCAGGUGAAGCCUGCGGACAGCGAGAGCCGAGGAGGUAGUAGCUGCCUGCGCCAGCCCCCUUCACAAGAUAGAAAACUCUUCGUGGGUAUGCUCAACAAGCAACAAUCUGAGGACGACGUGCGCCGCCUCUUCGAAGCCUUCGGGAACAUCGAGGAGUGCACUAUCCUGCGCGGGCCGGACGGCAACAGCAAGGGGUGCGCCUUUGUGAAGUACUCCUCCCAUGCCGAGGCACAAGCCGCCAUCAACGCUCUACAUGGCAGCCAGACCAUGCCUGGAGCCUCCUCCAGCCUGGUGGUCAAGUUUGCAGACACUGACAAGGAGCGCACAAUGCGACGGAUGCAGCAGAUGGCUGGCCAGAUGGGCAUGUUCAACCCCAUGGCCAUCCCCUUCGGAGCCUAUGGCGCCUACGCUCAGGCACUGAUGCAGCAGCAAGCAGCCCUCAUGGCAUCGGUCGCGCAAGGAGGCUACCUGAAUCCCAUGGCUGCCUUCGCUGCCGCCCAAAUGCAGCAGAUGGCGGCCCUCAACAUGAAUGGCCUGGCAGCCGCACCUAUGACCCCAACCUCAGGUGGCAGCACCCCUCCAGGCAUCACUGCACCAGCUGUGCCUAGCAUCCCGUCCCCCAUCGGGGUGAACGGCUUCACCGGCCUCCCCCCUCAGGCCAAUGGGCAGCCUGCUGCGGAAGCUGUGUUUGCCAAUGGCAUUCACCCCUACCCAGCACAGAGCCCCACCGCAGCCGACCCCCUGCAGCAGGCCUACGCUGGAGUGCAGCAGUAUGCAGGACCUGCCUACCCUGCUGCCUAUGGUCAGAUUAGCCAGGCCUUUCCUCAGCCACCGCCAAUGAUUCCCCAGCAACAGAGAGAAGGGCCCGAGGGCUGUAACCUGCUCAUCUACCAUCUGCCCCAGGAGUUUGGGGACGCUGAGCUGAUGCAGAUGUUCCUCCCUUUCGGCCGGCACCCCGUGCCCUCCCGCUGCCAGGCCCCCUCCUGUCAGGGAGGACAGUGUGCAAUAAGCUCCUCCGCCCGCAGGCUUCGUGAGCUUCGACAACCCGGCCAGCGCACAGACCGCCAUCCAGGCCAUGAACGGCUUCCAGAUAGGCAUGAAGAGGCUCAAGGUGCAGCUGAAGCGGCCCAAAGACGCCAAUCGCCCGUACUGAGCGCCGGCGGGAGCGUCCCCCGGGGGAGACCAGGACUCGCACAGGGCCAGUCAAAUCCACCACAGUCUCGCGCUGAGCUAGGAAUAAAGUUCACGUAAUCACAUGAGAGUGGAGAAAAGUCCCCCAUCCGGCAGGAUGCUGAACGGGCUACAUUAAAAACAAACCUCUUUCUCUCUCUAUUUAUAAAUGAGAACUGUUGGACGACACCUUUGACAUAUCAGCCAAUACCAAUCAAGCUGACGACUCCAGACACUCCGUGUGACUGUAACAUUUCUUCAAGGAAAGUAUAGCGUCUAUGGAGUGCAGAGGGCACGUGUUUGGGGAAAAAUAUACAUGACAUUAAGAUGACGACGACGAAGAAAAAUGAUAUAAAACAAACAAACAAAAAACCCGCGACUUUAAAAUGAAAUAACGUGAGCCCAGAUGGGGAAGCUGAAGGGCUGGGCACUAGGAGGAGAUGCUGCUGCCAACCGAUCCUGGGGCUUUUCCCGCCCAUAGGCGCCUGAGGCAGGCAGGGGCAAGUGUACAAUGGGGCCUAGUCCCCAGCAGGCGGCUGGGAGGCCGCCACUGAGCAUCUCUAUUUGUCAUUCCUUUAGCUAUUUAGGGACCAAAGGACCAAACUUUUUAUUGCAGAUGUGUAGCUCUGUCAAUUAGAGGUGGAACGGAGACCAACCUCCUUCCUGCCUCCUGGCUGUUCUUGAAACAGCUUAGAGCGAUUCUAUGAAAAUGUAAUAAAAAAUAAAAAUAAAAAAAAAAUAAAAAAAGAACAAAAAAACAAGGAAAAAAAUAAUGCUUCAACGCUUUUAAAACAGCAAGAUACUAGUUCUUUGAUACUUUGAGAGGCGCUUUGAUUACCCCGAUUGAAGUCUCUGAAACUUUCCUAUGGUUUUCUGUAUUAUAUGUCUGGAUGGAGCUGUUUAGAUAAAUUGAUUGGUGGAUAUUUGGGGAAAGCAACAAAGAUAUUAAGUCAUUAACCAUGAAGAGAACACGAGGGGAACCAGGGGACUUCGAAGGCAAGGUAAUUGUUGUGAAAAGUCUGUAAAUGCUUCUAAUUCUUCCCCCCUCUUAAAAUCAUAAUAGUUGUACAGAAUUUUAAAAGGAAAAGUUUAAAAUACCUAUAUCAUAGAAGAAAAAAAAAUUAGAGGAAAGCAAAAAAAUAAAAAAAAAAAAGGAAAAAAAAAACCUUAUAGAAGUUAGCAUUAUGCUAAAAUCCCAGAUGUUGUAGGACUGUACUUCUGUAGAGUUUAGACUGAGCAUCGAUCCCGUCUCCCCGCGAGUGCUGUCGGACUCGGUCCCCAAGGGCCAGGCCGGACUGUCCAGACCUGCAGGCUCCGGCCAGAAGCGCCGCUCCGGAAGCGUCCUGCCGCCUCUCGCUUCGCCAGCCUGGGAGCCGCGCGCAUGCGCGCUCUCUCUGCCCUUCUCACCUCUGCUUCACUCGCCUUCUGUGCUUGUUCCGGAGACUUUCCAGGCCAGGGAGAACUGGGAACUUCUCAUCUUCAAACAACUAGACAACACACACACACACAAAACCUUAAACAAGAGAGAGAAAACAAACAAUCUUUGAAGAAUUUCUGAAACUGUUUACAAGGAAUUUUGAAAAACAGGGAUGUUUAAAUGAUGCUGGCUCUGUUUUUCUGUAAAUAAAUUUGCAUAUUUUGUAGGACUUUUAAUUGUAAUGAUAGAGAAAAACAAGGAAAACUAUUUAAUGAAAGCACGAUAUUUAUCUUUGGUAAAUGACUUUAGAGCAGUUAAAGACAUUGCUUAAAAAACUCAGAAUCAGAAAAACACUGAAUUAUUUAAGAACACAUAUAUUUUAAAGUAUAACAUAUUUAUUAUAAUUUAUUUGCACCUUGGGAAGACUUGCUUUGCAUUCUGCCUCAAGAGCUUCUCAUUGAUGUCCAUCUGGAGGCCAGGGGGGGUCUUGGAACUACCAUUUUUUUUUCCUUUAGAUCAACAAAAUUCUGGUUGCCCUCAGGCCUCCUUCCUUUUCUUUCCGUCUAUUUUGUUGUUGUUUUACUUCAUUUAGUUUUCUUUUUCUUUCUCUUGACUCCUCCUUUUAGGAUGUCCAGAUGUUGUAAAAAAACAAAAACGAAAAACCCAACAGCUGCAGUUCAAUACAACUGCUCUUUUCACACGACUCCCUAAACUCCUUGUAACCUUCUGUAACUAUUGGAUGACGCUUUCUCCAGCUUAGCCCUAAAUAAAGCACAGUUUAAAAAAAAAA
Molecule: messenger RNA, 4262 nt
Organism: Mus caroli (Ryukyu mouse)
Lineage: Eukaryota; Metazoa; Chordata; Mammalia; Rodentia; Muridae
Source: RefSeq, a predicted model, not a curated record